Molecule: messenger RNA, 3460 nt
Organism: Monopterus albus (swamp eel)
Lineage: Eukaryota; Metazoa; Chordata; Actinopteri; Synbranchiformes; Synbranchidae
Gene: ppp2r1bb
Product: protein phosphatase 2, regulatory subunit A, beta b
Exons: 15
Coding region: 95-1864 (589 amino acids)
Biological process (GO): protein dephosphorylation
Cellular component (GO): nucleus; protein phosphatase type 2A complex; cytosol
Molecular function (GO): protein binding; protein phosphatase regulator activity
Source: RefSeq, a predicted model, not a curated record
GCGGAGGAGGGAGGGCCCUGCAGUCGCUGUUCUCUGGCAGAAACCCCGUAGUGCCGCACAGCAGCGCCAUUCGGUAACUGCAACAGUAUCCAAAAUGGCAGGAGCUGAUGGAGACGAUUCUCUUUACCCUAUUGCGGUUCUCAUUGAUGAACUGCGAAAUGAGGAUGUUCAGUUACGGCUGAACAGCAUCAAGAAAUUGUCCACUAUUGCUCUGGCCCUUGGAGUAGAGAGGACUCGCACUGAACUCCUUCCUUUCCUCACAGACACUAUCUAUGAUGAGGAUGAGGUGCUUUUGGCCUUGGCAGAGCAGCUUGGCAAUUUCACUAUGUUGGUGGGAGGUCCUGAGUAUGUCCACUGUCUCCUGCCUCCACUGGAAAGCUUAGCUACAGUGGAAGAGACAGUAGUCAGAGACAAAGCUGUGGAGUCCCUGCGGAAGAUAUCUCAGGAGCAUUCUCCAGUUGACCUGGAGGUCCAUUUUGAGCCUUUGGUCAAACGGUUGGCCAGUGGUGACUGGUUCACUUCUCGCACAUCUGCCUGUGGCCUCUUUAGUGUCUGUUAUCCCCGUGUCUCCAGCACUGUCAAGGCUGAGAUCCGACAGCAUUUUCGCACCUUGUGUUCAGAUGACACUCCUAUGGUGCGCCGUGCUGCAGCAUCUAAACUCGGGGAGUUUGCCAAAGUCCUGGAGCUGGAUUAUGUAAAAAGUGAUAUAAUUUCUCUCUUCACUGCUCUGGCGUCUGACGAACAGGACUCAGUGCGGCUGCUUGCAGUGGAGGCAUGUGUCAGUAUUGCCACCCUGCUGCCUCAGGAGGACCUGGAGACCCUGGUGAUGCCAACCCUGCGCCAAGCAGCAGAGGACAAGUCCUGGAGGGUCCGCUACAUGGUGGCCGACAAGUUCUCGGAGCUCCAGAAAGCAGUGGGGCCAGAGAUCACCAAGAAUGAUCUGGUCCCUGCCUUCCAGAAUCUUCUGAAGGACUGUGAAGCUGAGGUCCGUGCUGCUGCAGCCAACAAAGUUAAAGAAUUCUGUGAGAACCUCCCGGAGGACAAUCGUGAGCAAAUCAUCAUGACUCACAUUCUGCCCUGUGUAAAGGAACUUGUUUCAGACACCAACCAGCAUGUGAAGUCAGCCCUGGCCUCAGUCAUUAUGGGCCUUUCAACCAUCCUGGGCAAGGACAACACAAUAGAGCACUUGCUGCCUCUCUUCCUGGCUCAGCUCAAAGAUGAGUGCCCCGAGGUGCGUCUCAACAUCAUCUCCAACCUAGACUGUGUGAACGAGGUGAUCGGCAUCCGUCAGCUCUCCCAGUCACUGCUGCCAGCCAUUGUGGAGUUGGCCGAGGAUGCCAAGUGGAGGGUCCGCCUUGCCAUCAUAGAGUACAUGCCCCUGUUAGCAGGACAGCUGGGAGUGGAAUUCUUUGACGAGAAGCUCAACACUCUUUGUAUGGCCUGGCUAAUUGACCACGUGUAUGCCAUCCGUGAGGCGGCCACCUGUAACCUAAUGAAGCUGGUGGAGAAGUUUGGAGCUGAGUGGGCUCAGAACACCAUUGUACCCAAAGUGCUGGGCAUGGCCAAUGACCCAAAUUACCUCCACAGGAUGACAACUCUGUUCUGCAUCAAUGCUUUGUCAGAGGCAUGUGGCCAGGAGAUCACCACUAAACAGAUGCUACCAGUGGUCCUCAAAAUGUCCAAUGACCAAGUGGCCAAUGUCCGCUUCAACGUGGCCAAGUCCCUUCAGAAGAUCGGCCCUGUACUUGACAGCAAUACUCUUCAAACAGAAGUGAAGCCAGUGCUGGAGAAGCUGGCCUCAGAUUCAGACAUGGAUGUCAAGUACUUUGCCCAGGAGGCCAUCAGUGUUCUGGCACUAGCAUAACCAACCCAACGUGGCCAAACCCUGACAACCACCCAAAUCAACAACACAAACUCUUCUACAAGAUAAUUUAUUGCUGUUCAGGAACAACUGGUUCAUGUAUAGAGAAAUGUGUUAACAAUUGUUUUAUCCUCUUAGUUCUUUUCUCUCUUUUUUAGUUUGGUUUUACUGUCCAAUGGUAGUCGGUGUCCAGGCAUAGCACAGGCUUCUUUGUUAACCUUCCUCUUUGCUGUAAAUGGAUGCUUCAAUAAAGAGUGAUGAUAUUGCAUUAAGUGGUGCAUGCUGACUAAUGUGCUGCUGUACUAGUUAGGCAAUGCUAACCAGAGCCCCUCUCACAUUCCUCCCUCUCACAUCCUCAGCCACUGUUGUACUGUAGCCACGGUCAUUGGAGCCUACCAUGUCUUAUGUUCACUGCCUAGCACGUAGGGCCAUGCUGCUGCACGUUUCUCCCAGUGCUAGACACAAACUUUGAGCAGCAGAUGGUGCAACAAGCUGUUUGUUUAGCUGAGCUUCCUUCCCGAGUCAGCCCAGAGAGAGCUCUCUUCCCGGAGAUGCUGGCAUGGCUCUACGGAGAACUUAUUGAAAGGUCCGUGCAGGUCUAACAGGCUUUCUUUCCACAACACACCAAAUCUGUUGUCUCCUGAAUGACUCAUACAAUUGUUCUGACGGCAACAAAAAAAUAAUGGUGUACAUUACUGCAUGUAAUCUCAUGAACUCUCAAUGAUUGCACAUAUUAAUCAGAUGUUAUUCUCUGCAGCAACAGAGGUUGAGUUGGUCAAACAAAUAAAUUACCUCAGCCAAAAGUAAGAGGGAGUCGUAAAGUGUUCAUAAUUUUCCCUCCUUCAGAUCCUCAGUGUUUUUGUUGAUGUGCGAAGGUUGGGGGGUAUUAGUCACUUGUGAGUUUCUGCAAUAUUUCUCAGCAUUGCUCUUAAUCUUUGUGCCAAUGGCUUCAAUAAGCAGUGGUUGUGGGUUGUUUUGUUUUUUUUUCUAUGCUUGGGUGAACAAUUUUCACCUGUCCUGUUCUGUGAUGAGAUAACAUUGUUCUUUUCUGUGAGGGACACUUUAUUCCUUGGACGUUAAUGGGAUUAUAAAACUAAAUUGACUGCAGCUAUCAGUGCUGUGGGAUUAACAGCACCAUGGCACUCCCAGAGCCACCCAGUUCUUGAAAUCCAUGCCAAGCCCUCCACUGUACAUGAGAUUUAAAGCAUAAGGUCAGAGAACAUCAAGGGCCACCCAGGAAUCUCUGCUUACAAAUCUCUGCAUGAUGGAGAACAAGUGCAUGUAUUCAAAAGAAGUGGGGGGGACGUGGAGUGUGUAUACGCAAGGCUGUUUUAUUGUGGGAUGGGAGCUGGGCUGGUAAUGGGCGGGUUGAAUAAAUGUAUCAUCUGUGUUGAUAAAAGAAACUUUUGUCUUUCCCUGAGCUACUUGGCUGUUCCCCUGCCCUCUCCCCUCCCUUCUCAUUUUGUUUUCCUGAGUAAACCUUGUUUGUUGCUUGUCCUGUAUCACAAAGAGUGUGCUUUUAUUUUUAUUUUGAAUUCUCUCCACAAUUGGGAUGCUGUACUACUGUAUCUUGAUCUGAAUAAAGUUAACACAAAGGAA